AUGAAGCAUUCUCUCACUUUGUUCCACUCUUUGUCAUUCUCUCACUCUGCACCUCUCUUUAUGAAGCAUUCUCUUUGUCCCUCUCUUUAUGAGUCAUUUUCACACUCUCACUCUCUUUAUAAGGCAUUCUUCCACUCUCUCACUCUCUUUAUGAGGCUUUCACUCUCACUUUCAUCUCGACGUCCAGUGGCAUUUUCACCCAGUGCUGAUAUGGGCUUGACUGAUAUUGAAAUGGCCCAUGCAUACGAAUUUGAGGAUCCUUACUAUGAUGAUGAUCGAGCUUAUGAUAUGGAAUGUGAGCCUAUCUGUUUCUCUCUGUCCAUAUCUACUUACCUCUCUCUCAUUCACUCUGUUUAUAUCUAUUUACCUCUUUCCCUCUGUUCUUAUUGUAUAUCUUUCUUCCUCAUUUUGUUCAUAUCUGUAUAUAUUUCUCCCUCACUCUGUUCAUAUCUGUAUAUAUUUCUCCCUCACUCUCUAUAUAUCUGUAUAUAUUUCUCCCUCACUCUCUUCAUAUCUGUAUAUACUUCUCCCUCACUCUCUUCAUAUCUGUAUAUACUUCUCCUUCACUCUCUUCAUAUCUGUAUAUACUUCUCCCUCACUCUCUUCAUAUCUAUCUGUGAUUUCUCUCUCUCUACAAAUGUAUUUAUCUUUCUCCCUCGUCUGAAAGAGAUAGUUACCUUUCUCUCUCUUUUUCUCUGUUCAUAUCUAUUUACCUGUCAUUCACUCUCACCAUAUCUAUCUUUCUUUUUCUCACUCUGUUUAUAUCAUUCUUUCUCUUUCGGUUUGUAUUUAACUCUCUCAUUCUCACUCUAG
Acanthosepion pharaonis is the source of this 813-nucleotide messenger RNA. The record is from the annotation of a GenBank genome assembly. Lineage: Eukaryota; Metazoa; Mollusca; Cephalopoda; Sepiida; Sepiidae.